Messenger RNA from Colletotrichum gloeosporioides, 915 nucleotides. RefSeq names its product NADPH-dependent reductive aminase. The transcript has a single exon. NCBI's taxonomy places the organism in Eukaryota, Fungi, Ascomycota, Sordariomycetes, Glomerellales, Glomerellaceae. Bases 1 to 915 code for a protein of 304 amino acids. Gene Ontology annotation, molecular function: oxidoreductase activity; NADP binding. The record is from RefSeq and is a predicted model, not a curated record.
AUGAUUAACGCUGAUGUCUCCAUCGUUGGAGUCGGCAAUAUCGGGGCGGCCAUGGUGAGCGCAUGGCUUGACUCGGGGUUGAAGGUCACAAUGUGGAAUCGCAACAUCAAUCGACCAAAAAUCGCCAAACUUGUGGAAAGGGGUGCAACGUUCGAGCCAAACAUCAACGAAGCAAUGCGUUGCAGCGACAAAAUUGUCUUAUGCGUCUCAACUUACGAUGACAUUGACGAAGUUCUAUCGCCCAUUCUACCCCUCAAAGGAACCGAGAGAAGCAUUACGGUCAUCAACAUUACCACCGGCACGUCUAAGCAAGCCCGGGAUAUGGAGACGCGUCUUAAAUCCAACGGCAUUGCUAAAUAUUUCGACGGCGCAAUCAUGGUCACUCCCGAGCUUAUUGGCACGAUGCACUCGUCCAUGUUCUUUAGCGGAGAAAACGAAGCCGAAUUCGAAAGCAUCUCGGGGAUUCUCAGACCGCUAGGAAGUUCUCACUACGUCGCCCAGGACUCCGGCGCAGCAAGCCUUUGGGAUAUUGCGGCUCUUGCAGCCAUGUAUGGCAUGUAUUCCGGAGCGAUUGUCGCGCUGAAUGUGCUCAAGCGGCAGCGGCUCGAUGAUGUGGCCACAGAAUCACCAUCAACUGAAAUACCGAUGAAGAAGAUUGUGCUCCCUCUCCUCUCGACACUUUUGCCUCAUCUAGUCAAUCUAUCAAGAGCUUUGGAUAAAGAGGACUGGGACGAGAACUUUGGAAAUCCGGUCUCGAUGCAGUUGAAGGGGCUGCAGACCAUCUUGACAACCUUGGGAGAGGAGAAGGUCAACGCGGACGGGCUCGAGCUGUUUUACCGAAUGAUGCAGCGCGUGGUGCAAGACAAAGGUGAGAAUGCAGGAUUAGCUAUCAUGGGAACCUAUCUGCUGGAAUGA